Angiostrongylus costaricensis is the source of this 1494-nucleotide messenger RNA. The record is from the annotation of a GenBank genome assembly. NCBI's taxonomy places the organism in Eukaryota, Metazoa, Nematoda, Chromadorea, Rhabditida, Metastrongylidae.
AUGUUGCCUAUUUGGACGGGCUUUGAUCCGCUUGGUUCUAUAUUAGCGUGCUUCAGAGCCGGAAGUAGUGUGAGUGCCAGUGAAAUACGUGAAAUACGUGAAAGAGAGAAAAGAGAGAUGCGUGGUCUCAACGACCGAUUAGCUGCAUACAUUGAACAAGUUCGAUUCCUAGAAGCGCAAAACCGUAAGCUUAACCAUGAUCUGGAAAGACUAACGAAAGGCAAGCACGCGCCUGGAAUUCGUUCUAUGUACGAAACCGAGAUUAAGCAAUCGCAAGCGAUAAUAGCGGAUGCGAAGAAGGAUUAUGGCAAUUUAGAGAAAGAAGUUCGUGGACUUAGUGCAGAUCUCACCGAUAUUCGUUCUAGUUCGGACCUUGCAGCUCAACGUCAGGUCUACACUGUUAUGUCAUUGUUACAUUGGCAAAAGUCCUUGUAUUUUUUCUUCUUUUUAUGUUUAUCGAGUUGUUUACAGCUACUUGAAAGGGAGACGCUUCAACGUAUGAACUAUGAGCAUCAAGCACAAGCUCUCAUUGAAGAGUGCAAGAUCAUCGCCAGUAGCAACAGUGUUAAGCUGGACAAGUACAAAUAUCAAGACACAACCGAAGAAAAUCGCGCCAUAUUCAGACAAGGUUUAUCGGAAGCCAUUGCAGAAAUUCGUAAACUCUACGAUGAGGUGGAGAGAGUUGAUACCUCAAAAUUCCGAAGUGAAAUGGAAUCCUGGUACAGUAAGCAAGUGAUUGAAAUUCGUACAAGUGCUCGUCAUGCAGCUGACGCUAGUAUUACUAAGGAGAAGGUUAAGGCACUUCGAGCUCAACUAACCGAGAUGCGAACCAAUUUGGCAAAUCUGGAAGGACGCAAUCAUAUCCUCGAAAAGCUGAUUCAAGACCUUAACUUCCAAAUCGAAGAUGAAAGUCGUGUGACGAUGGCACAUCUGAGUGAGAAAGACGAUGAAAUUCGAGCCGUACGCUCUCAGUGUCAAGCUAUAACCCUGGAACUCGAAAAACUUAUUGUUGAGAAAGUUAAACUAGAUGCUGAGAUCAGUAAAUAUCGUCAACUUCUGGAAGGAGAAGAGAAUAGAACACAUGGUCGAAUUAUCUCCACCGCUAGCCACUCAUUCGACACAUCACCACCGUUGUUUACUGAAACUGUCGGAUCUUAUAUCAUGCUUCAGGAUGUCGCUUCUGAUGGUUCAUUCAUUGCCGUUGAGAACACAUCAAUAUCUCAUGAUGAGAAAAUCGGGGAAUGGAAACUACGCAGUACGAGCGCUGGUCGUGACAUCUCAUUCAUAUUCCCUAGAGAUUUCGUACUCACGCCGAAAUCAAAAGUGACGUACCUCUACAUUACGAUAAAGGUGUACGCUCGCGCAAAAGGUUUGCAUGCACCACCACACUCACUGGUCUUUGAAGCCGAAGAAUCGUUUGCUACCGGUGGUGACGUUCACGUUUACCUCUAUAACGAAGAAAAUCAGGAACGUGCGUCCUUUAUUCAACGCUGA